Molecule: messenger RNA, 693 nt
Organism: Paramecium tetraurelia
Lineage: Eukaryota; Ciliophora; Oligohymenophorea; Peniculida; Parameciidae
Exons: 2
Source: RefSeq, a predicted model, not a curated record
AUGCAUCUUUAUGUGUCCCAUAUAAUCAAUUCGCUUUGGGAUAUCAACAACUCAUCAAAAAAGUAUCCAACACACAUCAUUUCUUGUGAAGAUAUCCCCUUUAAAAAUUAAAAGUCUCAUCAUUCCCUAUUUCUUCCCCUUUUCCUGGAUGGUAAACACUUUUCACUUUACUGGCUAACAAAGUAUAUUGAUAAAAUCUUUAUAUUUUAGUUGUUCAAUGGGACAAAUCUUAAAGAAACCUUAACAUAAAAUCAAUUUUUUUAUGAAAAUGAUGUUGAAUACUCAUUAUAAUUAUUACUUUUAACUAACUCCUCUAUUAAGGAUCUGAAAAAUUUAUCAAAAAUCCUAAUUAUUGGGACUUUUUUGAAAUAAAAAGUAAAAAGUCACAUCUCUUCUCUAUUGGUAACAAAGAAUACAUGUAUAAUUUUUCAAAAGAUAUUUCAGAAAAGAAAGAAAUCAAUCAAGCAUUUAUUCAAUAAAAUCAUUUGCUUGAUGUACCAUAAUAUCAAUGAUUAAUCAGAAAACUAGAAUUUUCUGGAGCUUUUCCUGAAUUUAUCUUUUUUAGUAGUUGAGAUGAGUAGUUCGAAAAAGUGGGAAUCAUCCUAAUAGUUUCUAAGAACCUGUCUGUUUUCAUAUACAAAAAAUUACUAAUGGAAAAUUCUUCAAUUAAUUAAAUAAACUAGGAGCAGAUGA